AUGGCGCGUUCAGACGUCGUUCCGGGAGGACGUGCGGGGAAGGCGAUGGCGGCCGCCAAUGCCGCCGCGAUUGGCGGCGGUGGCUCGUCCGUCUCGCUGCAGGACGCGGAUAAGAAGAGCCAUCGCGCGGCGCGGUCAGGGCCGGCGGCGGAGCGCAAGAAGGAGAAGGAUAAGAAGAAACGCGGCGUGGACGACGACGCGGAGGAACGCGAGAACCCGCGAGCGUUUGCUUUCCGCUCGUCGCGUCGAGCCAAGCUACAGGUGGCGAGGCGGGUGGAGCUGCAGCAGCGGCGCAUGCACGCGCCCAGUGCUGCUGCCACGCGCGCACAGGCAUUGGAGCCGCCACCUUUUGUGGUGCUGGUGCAGGGGCCGCCCAAGUGCCGCUGCCACGCAUGCACAGGCGCUGGAACCACCUCCGUUCGUGGUGCAGGUACAGGGUCCGCCCAAGGCCGUGGUGCACAUGCAGCAGCGGCGCAUGCAUGCGCCCAGUGCUUCUGCCAUGCGCGCACAGGCACUGUAGCCGCCACCCUUCGUGGUGCUGGUGCAGGGUCCGCCCAAGGUGGGCAAGACGACACUCAUCCGCUCGCUGAUAAAGCACUACACCAAGCACAACUUGAGGUGACCUUUGCGCUCCCCGCUCUUACGCUCCUCUCCCCCCUCUGCGCUCCCUCCCUGCCCUCUCCCCCUCUGGUAGGUGGGCAAGACGACACUCAUCCGCUUGCUGAUAAAGAACUACACCAAGCACAACUUGAGGUGACCUUUGCGCUCCCCGCUCUUACGCCCCUCUCCCCCCUCUGCGCUCCCUCCCUGCCCUCUCCCCCUCUGGCAGGUGGGCAAGACGACACUCAUCCGCUCGCUGAUAAAGCACUACACCAAGCACAACAUUCCGGACGUCAAGGGUCCCAUCACUGUUUGUCUCAGGUGGGUUAUCACCACCACCUCUGUUGUCUCAGGUGGGUAACCACCACCGCCUCUGUUGUCUCAGGUGGGUUACCACCACCGCCUCUGUUGCCUCAGGUGAGUCGUCCCCACCAUCUCUGUUUUACCCUUUUCUCACUCGUCCUUUGCGUCCCUCCCCUGUUCUCCUUAACCCUUAACCCGCCCAGGAAAGAAGCGCCGCCUGCUGUUCAUAGAGUGCAGCGGCAGCGUGCACGCCAUGCUGGAUGCGGCCAAGUUCCUUCCUCAUUCCCCCUUGCGCCCCCUCCCCUCCGCCCCCUCUCCCCUCUCAGGCAAGAAGCAGUGUGCUGGAUGCUCUUAUUCAUCCUAUCUUCUCCUCCUCACUCUUACUUCUCUCCACCCUUACCCCUCACAGGCAAGAAGCGUCGGCUGCUGUUCAUAGAGUGCAGCGGCAGCGUGCACGCCAUGCUGGAUGCGACCAAGCAAGAAGCGCCGGCUGCUGUUCAUAGAGUGCAGCGGCAGCGUGCAUGCCAUGCUGCAUGCUGUCACCUCUCCGACCUUCUUCUCACUCCUCCUUCUCCUCCCUGCUUUCUGCCCUUACUCCACCCAGGCAAGAAGCGCCGUCUCCUCUUCAUAGAGUGCAGCGGCAGCGUGCACGCCAUGCUGGAUGCGGCAAAGUUCGCAGACCUCGUGCUGCUGCUCAUCGACGGCAGCUUCGGCUUUGAGAUGGUGGGUGUGCCUACAUGUCUAUACAUCGUGCAUGCCAUGUUGGAUGCGGCCAAGUUCGCAGACCUCGUGCUACUGCUCAUAGACGGCAGCUUCGGCUUCGAAAUGGAGACCUUUGAGUUCCAGAACAUGCUGCAGGUGCACGGCUUCCCCAAGGUCAUGGGCGUGCUGACGCACCUGGACAGAUUCAGAGACCCGCACAAGCUCGAAACCUUUGAGUUCCAGAACAUGCUGCAGGUGCACGGCUUCCCCAAGGUCAUGGGCGUGCUGACGCACCUGGACGGCUUCAGAGACCCGCACAAGCUCAAGAAGACCAAGAAGACCCUCAAGCACCGCUUCUGGACCGAGAUAUACGACGGAGCUAAGCUGUUUUACUUGUCAGGGUUUAUUCAUGGCAGGUACCCCAAGCGCGAGGUGCUGAAUCUGGCUCGGUUUAUUUCAGUUGCCAAGUUCCGCCCGCUCUCCUGGCGAACUGCCCACGGAUACGUGGUGGCCGACAGGGUGGAAGAUCUAACGGAGACGGAGGAGGUUCGGAGAAACCCUAAGUGCGAUCGGACGGUUGCGAUUUACGGGUACUUGCGUGGGUGCAAUCUGAAGCAGGGCUUUAAGGUGCAUAUCGCGGGGGUGGGUGACGUGGCGGUGGAGUCGAUUACGCAGCUGCCCGACCCCUGCCCGCUGCCCGGGGCGAAAAAGAAGCGGAGUCUGAACGAGCGGGAGAAGCUUCUUUAUGCGCCGAUGGCUGAUAUAGGGGAUAUACUGUAUGAUAAAGAUGCGGUUUAUAUUAAUAUUCCAGAUCAUCAGGUGCAGUAUUCUAAGGUUGAGGAGAAUGGAAGAGGAGGGAAAGAGGAGGACGAUGAGUGGUCGGAUGAGGGAGAGGGGGGUGAGGGGAGGAAGAGAGAGGAAGAUGAUGAUGAGGAAGAGGAGGAAGAGGAGGAAGAGGACGAGGAGGAGGGGGAGGGGGAGGGGAAGGGAGGCAAAGGGAAGGGGGGGGGUGGAAAGCAGAAGGAUGAGGGAGAGGAGAUGGUGAAAACCCUGCAGGCUGCUGACGUGGCGGUUGAUGAUAAGCUGAAAUCGAGCACGAUCUCGCUGUUCAAAUGGACGGCCCCGAUUCGAGACGUGAGUGAGGUGGAGGGAGGGAGGGAGGAGGAGAUGGGUGGGGAGGAGGAGGAUGGAGAGGGGAUUGAAGAGGAUGAAAGUGAGGAUGAGGAGGAGAUGGGUGGGGAGGAGGGGGAUGAGGAGGAAACGGGUCUGAAGGAGGAGAGGAGGAGGGAUGCAAAGGGAAGGAUGAGGCGUGCAGUAGUUUUCGAAGGAGACGGUGCUGAGAAUGAGGAUGAGGGGGGGGAUGAGGAAGAGGAGGAGGAUGAUGACGAGGAGGAAGAAGAGGAGGAGGAUGAUGAUGGGGAGGAAGAGGAAGAGGGAUGGGAGCUAGAGGAGGAAGGAAAGGAGGGAGGUGCAAUGGAGGAGGAAGAUGAAAUGGAUGAGGAAAUGGAAGAGGAGGAGGAAGGGGAUGAAGACGAAGAGAAGGAGGAGGAGGAGGAUGAGGAGGGGGAUGAGGAGGAUGGAGCUGGUGGUGAGGGAAGUGAGGAGGACGAGGAGCAGGACGAGGAGGAAGAGGAGGAGGAGGAGGAGCUUUUUCGGCCAAGGAGGAAGCAGCAGGACGGCUCCUCCUCCUCUCAAGCUGCACUCACUGAUGAUAUAGAUGCCGAGGAUUGUGUGCGAGUGCGUCCAGAUGCAGUGAACCUGGCGCAGUGGGACAAUCCCGAGGUGGUCGAAUCCCUCAGGGACCGGUUUGUGACUGGGAACUGGUCCAAGGCGGGCGAGAGGCGGCGCAAGGGGGGGGCGAAGGGGAAGAAAGGUGGGGGAGAGGAUGGGGGGAGUGAUGAGGAGGAGGAUGGGGAUGGGGAGGAGGAAGAUGUGUUUGGGGAUUUUGAAGAUCUAGAGACUGGGGAGAAAUUUGGACCUGGGGGGGAAGGGGAGGGGGGAGGCGGGGGAGGGGGAGGAGGGGGAGGAGGGGGAGGAGGGGGAGGGAAGAUGAUUGAAGGAGCAGCUGGAAGCGAGGAAGCAGAGGACGGAGGCAGCUCUGGCAGAGGUGGACGAGGCAGGCGGAGCGGUCUGGCAGGCUCAAGUGCCGUCUAUUGUUCCCCCUCGCAUCUCUGUUUGUCCCUCCAGUUGAAGGAGCAGCUGGAAGCGAGGAAGCAGAGGACGGAAGCGGCUCUGCCGGAGGUGGAUGAAGCCGGCCGAGUGGUCACUCCUGCCUGUUCUCUCCCCCCUCUCCGCCCCUUCUCUCCCCCCUCUCCGCCCCUUCUCUCCCCCCUCUCCGCCCCUUCUCUCCCCCCUCUCCGCCCCUUCUCUCCCCCCGCUCCGCCCCUUCUCUCCUCCCUCUCCGCCCCUUCUCUCCCCCCUCUCCGCCCCUUCUCUCCCCCCUCUCCGCCCCUUCUCUCCCCCCUCUCCGCCCCUUCUCUCCCCCCUCUCCGCCCGUUCUCUCCCCCCUCUCCACCCGUUCUCUCCCCCCUCUCCGCCCCUUCUCUCCCCCCUCUCCGCCCGUUCUCUCCCCCCUCUCCGCCCGUUCUCUCCCCCCUCUCCGCCCGUUCUCUCCCCCCUCUCCGCCCCUUCUCUUCCCCCUCUCCUGCCCCUUCUCUCCCCCCUCUCCUCCCCCUGUCUCCCCCCUCUCCUCCUCCUGUCUCCCCCCUCUCCUCCCCCUGUUUCCCCCCUCUCCUCCCCCUGUCUCCCCCCUCUCCUCACCCUUUGAAGGAGCAGCUGGAAGCGAGGAAGCAGAGGACCGAGGCGGCACUGGCAGAAGUCGACGAGGCUACCCGCGUGGCAAUGGAGGGCUUCCCCGUGGGGGCGUACCUGCGCCUGCUGUUCCGCGCACUGCCGGGAGAAUUUAUGCUGCACUUUGACCCGCGAGUUCCCGUGCUUGUGGGAGCUGUCCCGCCCACAGAGGAAACGCUCGGAUAUCUGAGGGUGUGGCUGAAGAAGCACCGGUGGCACCGCAAGGUGCUGAAAACGCGGGACCCCCUCGUCCUGUCCGCUGGAUGGCGGCGCUUCCAGUCCGUGCCCGUGUUUGCCAUGGAGGAUACCAACGGGCGGCACCGGCUGAUCAAGUACACGCCCGAGCACAUGCACUGCCUGGCUGUCAUGUGGGCGCCCUUGCUGCCACCCAACACUGGCCUUCUUGCCUUGUCAUCUGGUGCUGCUUCUGGCAACAGCAAGCAGGCGUCCUUCCGCAUCAGCGCUACAGGCGUGGUGUUGGAGCAGCAACAGUCAGCUCAAGUGGUGAAAAAGCUCAAGCUGGUGGGCACGCCCGUGAAGAUCUUCCGUCACACCGCGUUCAUCAAGGAUAUGUUCUCCUCCCAGCUUGAGGUGGCACGGUUUGAAGGGGCGGCUGUACGCACUGUAUCAGGCAUCCGUGGGCAGAUCAAGAAGGCUCUGAAGCACGGGCAGGGGCCGGAGGGCAGUGUGAGGUGCGCCUUUGAGGACAAGAUUCUGAUGAGCGACAUUGUCUUUCUGCGCGCCUGGGUCAAGCCCAUCGAGAGGCGUCCUCGCUCAUUCAACCCGCUCAAAGUCCCGGCGAAGCUGCAGGCCGCCCUGCCCUUCUCCUCCAAGCCUAAGGACGAGGCUCGGCGCACAACACCGAGCCUGGAGCAGCAGCGGCCUGCGGUGGUGCUGGAGCCUCAGGAGAGGCGGCUGCACACUAUGGUGCAGCAGCUCAACACCAUCAAGAACCAAAAGGUGAAGAAGCGGAGGGAGACGACGCGCAAGAAGCGAGCAGAGUACGAGAAGCGCAAGGCAGCGGACGAGGAGGAGCAGAAGUACAGGCGGCGCGAGGAGAAGAGGGAGAAGUACCGGAAGGAGGCGAAGAGGAAGUUCGGGGGGGGGUAG
Closterium sp. Naga37s-1 is the source of this 5505-nucleotide messenger RNA. Lineage: Eukaryota; Viridiplantae; Streptophyta; Zygnematophyceae; Desmidiales; Closteriaceae. The record is from the annotation of a GenBank genome assembly.